Messenger RNA from Racocetra persica, 128 nucleotides. The record is from the annotation of a GenBank genome assembly. NCBI's taxonomy places the organism in Eukaryota, Fungi, Glomeromycota, Glomeromycetes, Diversisporales, Gigasporaceae.
AAUAGACAUUUUGUCCAAGAAUUCUAAAGCUUCCCAGCAGGUCUCGGAAUCAUCAUUCAGAAAAUUCCUAAAACAACUAUUGAAUCCGAAAACAUUUGACAUUCAGAAUGGCGAAAGCCGCUAUAAGU